Molecule: messenger RNA, 237 nt
Organism: Bipolaris victoriae FI3
Lineage: Eukaryota; Fungi; Ascomycota; Dothideomycetes; Pleosporales; Pleosporaceae
Exons: 1
Coding region: 1-237 (78 amino acids)
Source: RefSeq, a predicted model, not a curated record
AUGGCUCUUUCUUAUCAGCGCCACGCUUACAAAAUGGAGCUGACGGCGUCAACACGACAUUUUACCGAAUAUAAAGCCAUUUUGUAUCUCCGUUUACCAGACGGUGCUCUCAAUCCAGUCGGCGAACGACAAACGGAUACAGAGCCGAACACACCCUUAAUGCCGAGCGGAGCAACGCUCAAUCCAACGGGAGAGCUUACGACGGAACGAACCACGCCGGGGUCCCUAUCGAAGUAA